AUGCAGCGAUGCGUGGCGGUAGUUGUGCGCCCGUGCUAUCGCCCCUCGUUCCUCUUCUCCCACGUGUCGCCACGCCGCCACCGCUUCGCAAUCUGUCCUGUGCCCGCCUUCGCGCUGCACCUCCCGCUCGCCACUAUGGGCUGCGCUAGUUCCGCCCCCACCGCCAACGCGGCAGCGGGGGAGGUUGGGAAUGGCGGCGAGGGCCAGGCGGAGGAGUGGACGCUGUGCGGAUGUGGGGGAAAUCGGCGCGCUAAGGAGGGCAAGGUGCGGACGCAGGCGGGCGGGGAAAAGAGGCGGAGGACCAGGGAAAACGAGGCGCAGAAAGAGGAGGCAUUGAGGGACGGGCGCGCGAUUAAGAACGAGCGGAACGCGGAAGUGAUGCGCGGUGGGGACCGAGGCGAGGAGAGGGACGAGGGGAAAGAAGCGCACGAGGGGAGAGUGGGAGGCAAGGUGCGCGCAGAGGGCGGGCAGAAUGGCGCGGAGCUUUGCGAUUGCACGGGGAUGGACGGCGGAGCAGGGGGCGGCACGCUCAAGGUGCGCAGCACUGAGGGGGCUGCGGGCAGGGGGAGGGUGCAGGCAGGGCGCGCUCUGGCCUGGCAACGAGCCCCCACCGCCCAUCUCCCACGGCCCACCAUUGCAGGAGCGCGCUGCCCCCACGGCCCACCCAGCUCGGCCAAUCCGCGGCCAGCAUGCAAUCCCCCACCAGGUGCCAUAUUCCCUUGCCGCCACGUGCCAUUCCACUUUGCUGCUCCGCUUCCUGCCCGUGCCGUCUCCUCAAUGCCCCCCACGCCAUGCUCACUUUUGCUGGAGCCCGUGUGUGUGUGUGUGCAUGGUAUGGCAUGUGUGCGUGGUAUGGCAUGUGUGCGUGGUAUGGCAUGUGUGCGUGGUAUGGCAUGUGUGUGUGGUAUGGCAUGUGUGCGUGGUAUGGCAUGUGUGCAUGGUAUCUCAUGUGCACGGCACAGCAGGGUGGGCGUGCUGGCGUUCGAGGUGGCAGCAGCGGUGGUGAGGGCGGGGGUGGUGCGGCAGUCAGUGGAGGGCGAGGACGUGGACGAGCUGCGCAGGGAGGUGCUGGCGUCCGAUGGCAUCGCCUUCCUCCUCUCCUCCGACUUCAACCACGUCUGGCACAUCGCCGCCCGCGAUAAGUGGGAGGAGGUGGGGCGGCUGGCAGCGAGUGUGGUGCAUCUCGGCUCGCAGUGCACCGACACCGCUCUGCACUCCCUCGCCCUCCGCUUCUCCAGCCUGGCUGCAGCAGUGAGGGAGCGGCAGGGGGGUGGGGGGGAGGAGCAGGGGGGGGUGGAGGAGAGGGAGGAGGGGGAGGCGGUGGACGAGCUGCUGCUGCAGCUGGAGGAGGACGCUCAGAUCACCAUGGAGCUGAGGCGCGAGGUGCUGCUGCUGGAGGCCAUGCGGCGCGACAUGGAUGCCACCUGCGAUACUGCUGCUCAUGCUGGCGAUGCUGGGGGCGAUCAUUGGGGGGAGAGGGCGGCGGAGCUGAGGGCACAGAAGGAGCGGGUGCGCGCCAUGCAGGAGAGCUCGUUGUGGGACCGCCCGCUCCAUGAGUUGGGGAUCAUGCAUGAGUAUUACGAAAGGGAUGAUGCUCCUAUUCGCAUCACUGCACCACCAGAACCGUCUGAUCCUCUCCUCCACCCAACCCGCCCCCUAACCCCCAUUCAGUUGGUGCGCCAGCUGGCGCGGGUCGUGGAUCAUCUCAUCCGCCUCGUCUCCUCCACCUUCGGCCCGCUGCGUGAUUUCUUCCCAAACACUCUCCUUCACAUCUCGCCCCUCUCAUCCCCGGCCCCCAACGCCCCGCCAGCACCGGACGUCCCUCUGCUGCCAGUGCGAGGGAAAGGCGCACAGGCGGAGGGGGGGAGGGACGGGCAGGCGGAUGGGGGGAGGGGCGGGGAGGCGGAGGGGGGGAGGAAGCUGGGGGAGUCGGGCAUGGCACUGGCGUAUGCACGCCUCAUCAUCGCCAUCGACCUGCUGGUGGGCAUGCAGGGGGCGGAGAGUCGGAGGGACUACCUGUACUCGCUGCUGCCACACUCGCUGCGAUGCAAACUCAAGGGGGCGCUGCUGCAGUCACAACACAUCUGCAUGGAGAGCACGGAGAGCAUAGAGGAGAAGCUGGAAGGCGUGUUGGACUGGCUAGUCACCAUGGCAGACAACACCAUCAGGUACGCGAGUGACGUGCGGGUGCGGGGAGGCAGUGCGUUGAGUCGCCUGCAGACACUGCAGCACGUGGAGGAGGCGCGCAUGGAGCGCCUCGUGCUGUUGCUGCUCAUCGGCCUGCAGCACCUCGCCAGCCGCCAGCAGCUCCCCCCUCCCCCCGCCCCCGCACGCACACCUGCACCUGCCCCCUCCACCGCCCCACCACACGGGGUGGGCGAGGGGGGGAAUGGCAGCAGCGGGGGCGGGCCCAGUGGCAAGUAUGCCAUGACAGGCGCUGGGGGCGGCCCGUGGGGCGCUGGCAGAGGCGCAGGCAGGGCGGGUGGUGGCGCAGCAGAGAGGAGGGGCGGGGGUGCGGGGGAAGAGGGGAGAGAGACGAGAGAAGGGGCAGGGCAGGAGGGUGAGGGGGGGAGCGGCAGUGGCAAGGGGGUGAGCAGGGAGGCAGCGGGCAGUGGAGGGGUUGCUUUACCCGCUACUCCAGGUGGUGGUGGUGGGGUUGGUGGCAGGGAGAGGGGGUGGGCGAGUCACACGCGGGUGUGGCACCCCAUCCCAUGCACCGCCAUCAGAGCCCCCUACCCUCCCCCUGCCGCCCACGUGGCAGCUGACUUGGCCAGUGACGUGGCAGGUAUGGAGGGUCACUCGCCAAGCGUGCCUGCAGCAGGGCCAGGCGGCGAGGAGCGAGCCGUGGGGUCGGUGGCAGCACAUGCAGCGGUGGGCCCGUGGGGGCAAGAGGCAGAGCGAGGCGAUGCAGGCACAGCAGAGGCAGGGAGCGGGUUGAUGGCAGCAGAGGGUACAUGCGAGGAGACCGGCGAGGGCAGGGCGCCGAGCAGCGAGGGGCGCGUGGGCAGCCCCGGUGGCAUGCAGGACGUGCCUCCCAUCGACCUGCACGCUGCUGCUCUGUCCUCCCACCCGCAGUGGUCACCCGGGUCAGGCAGCGACCCCCCUUCCCCCGCCCCGCUGCCGUGGUCGGGGCCGCUGAGCGAGCGCAGCAGCGUGGGGCGCGCGUCCCAGGCCAGCAGCCCCGGUGGCGUGGCGUGGAGUGGCGGUGUGCGGCGCACGGGCAGUGCGGAGGGCAGCAGGGAGGGCGAGGGCGUGGAGGAGUGGAGCGAGAUCCUGGCCCACUUGUCGUCCGCUGCUCGCGGUGCCGUGGGGGGGUUGGGCGGGGUGGGGACAGGGGAGGGUGAUGGGGGGAUUGUUAUGGAGAGUGCAGUGAUGGUGGGAGGUGAGGGUGUGGAGAAUGUGAGUGUGGGGAGUGUGAGCAGUGGGAGGCGGGAAUGGAGGGUGCCACAGAGUGUGCCUGAGGAGGAGGAGGAAGGCGAGGAGGGAGAGGCCAGGGGUAAGGAGGAUCAAGGGGAACGAGAGGAGCAAGAUAGCAGUACAGUUCACAGCGGCACAGGGGAAGUAGCUCCACCAGCAGCCGAGCCAGCAGUGUUGCCGCCAUUGGUGGAAUCAAACACGUGUCCAUCUGUCCCUCCCUUAUCUCAUCUGCCCACCGAGCCUUUCACCCCUGGGUCUCUUAUGCCGCCGUCGCCCUCUGCUGCCAUGCCACCGCGCUCUGAGCUGCUUGCCAGUGCAGCGCCUGCAGCAGGUGGUGUGGAUGACUCCCCGGCCACCACUGUGCUUGCCGCCGCCGCUCCCAGCAGUGUAGCGGCAGAAAGUGGGCCGGUGGCGAGGGUGCGGGCGAGGGCCCCUCGGCCGGGGUGGAAGAGCAAGAGCCAGCCGCUGGAGCGACUGGCGGCGCGCAUGAAGCAGCGGCAGCAGCGGGCAGCGGGGCAGCUGCAGGAGAGCACAGGCGUGGCGGGCAGAGGAGGCAGCCCCCAGCUGCAGCUGCAGGGCGAUGGACCCGGCAGGGGGCUGGCAGGGCGACAGUCGGUCUCGCGCACUCUGAGUCGCCUGCAGCAGCAGCACACCAACAGCCUCACCGCCUCCUCUGCUGGCGGCGCUGCCCUGGGCGCGGACUCCCCCCUCCACGCACGCGUGCUGCGCCGCGCGCUCACUCCCAACCCCAGCGCUGCUGCUGGCGGCAGCCACAGCGGAGGGCUGGAGAGGCGCGUGGGGAGGGGGCUCGGGGGCGCAUGGGAGGGGGACAUGGGGGUGGAGGGGGAGGAGGAGGAGGAGGCAGACAUCGAUCGCAUUCUGGAUGCGCGGCCUAACAUGGACAUCAGUGCUCUCAGCCCCAUGCUCAUGCGCUCCCCCUCCUUUGGCCGCCAGCAGUACUGGAUGGUGUGA
Molecule: messenger RNA, 4389 nt
Organism: Closterium sp. Naga37s-1
Lineage: Eukaryota; Viridiplantae; Streptophyta; Zygnematophyceae; Desmidiales; Closteriaceae
Source: the annotation of a GenBank genome assembly